ACGGGGAGGAAAAGAAAAAAAAGGUCUCGCACGUUAAAUAGCCCGUCCACCGCGAAAAGGGAGGAGCAACACCUUCCGUCUCGGGAGAGAGGGAAACAGCAAAUUCUACUUCCCCAUCUGAUGCACCAUCAAUUAAACCCCUCCCAUCUUUUCUCCAAAACCCUAGUCUACAUUUUCCCUUUCGAAAUUCACCACUGUUCUUCCACAAAACCAAACAAUUUCACUCCUAAUUCAUUCAAAUAGCAAGUAUCCAACUGCUAAUUCUUAAAAUCACACUAUUCUCCAAAAGCUUCUUACUUUCUCGUUCUUAAACCCUAGUUCUCAAGUCUGUUUACUUCAAAGCUUCGGCUUAUACAACAUGAGUCCCAUCCAGAAUUUCGAGCAGCAUUCUCGGCUCCUUCUCGAACCCGACCUCCCAAUUCAAACAAGACUACAGAUGGCAAUGGAGGUACGGGACAGUUUGGAGAUAACACACACAGGGGAGUAUUUAAAUUUUCUUAAAUGUUAUUUUCGUGCAUUUUCCGGUGUCUUAUAUCAAAUUACAAAGCCACAGUUCGCGGACAAUCCUGAACAUAAGCUGAGGAACAUUGUGGUUGAGAUACUGAAUAGGCUUCCUCAUAGUGAAGUCCUAAGACCGUUUGUACAGGAUCUAUUGAAGGUGGCAAUGCACGUUCUUACAACGGACAACGAAGAGAAUGGCUUAAUUUGCAUCCGUAUUAUUUUUGAUUUGCUUAGGAACUUCAGGCCUACUUUAGAAAAUGAAGUUCAACCCUUUUUGGACUUUGUUUGUAAAAUCUACCAGAAUUUUAGGGCUACUGUGAGUUAUUUCUUUGAGAGUGGGGCGAUGGCAGUUCCUCCACCGCCCGCCCCCACUUCGUCUGUGUCGUCUUUGGGUGAGUCAGACAUGAAGCCAAUGGAGGUGGAUCAAAUGAGUACUUCUAGUGGGGGGUAUUUUGGUGCUGGUCAGCUUAAUCCCAGUACGAGAUCAUUUAAGAUAGUUACUGAGAGUCCGUUGGUAGUGAUGUUUCUGUUUCAGUUAUAUAGCCGGCUGGUCCAGACGAACAUUCCCCAUUUGUUGCCCUUGAUGGUUUCAGCCAUAUCAGUGCCAGGUCCUGAGAAGGUGCCUCCUCAUCUGAAGACUCACUUUAUUGAGCUCAAGGGUGCACAGGUUAAGACAGUUUCUUUCUUAACGUACUUAUUGAAGAGUUUCGCUGACUAUAUAAAGCCGCAUGAAGAGGGUAUUUGUAAAAGCAUUGUGAAUCUGCUUGUCACAUGUUCGGACUCAGUCUCUAUCCGAAAGGAACUGCUAGUGGCCCUGAAACAUGUUCUUGGGACAGAUUUCAAGAGGGGGUUGUUCCCCCUUAUUGACACGCUUUUGGAAGAGAGGGUCCUUGUUGGAACCGGUCGUGCAUGCUUUGAGACAUUGAGGCCUUUGGCUUAUAGCCUAUUGGCGGAGAUUGUUCACCAUGUCAGGGGGGAUCUUUCUUUGUCCCAGUUAUCACGGAUAAUUUAUCUUUUCUCAAGCAACAUGCAUGAUGCUUCUUUGUCGCUCAGCAUCCAUACUACAUGUGCUCGUCUGAUGUUAAAUCUGGUGGAACCGAUUUUUGAGAAAGGUGUCGACCAGCACACCAUGGAUGAAGCAAGGAUUUUGUUGGGUCGGAUUUUGGACGCUUUUGUUGGCAAAUUCAACACGUUUAAGCGUACAAUUCCACAGCUUCUAGAAGAGGGGGAGGAUUUGAAAGGUCGAUCUACAUUAAGGUCAAAAUUAGAACUUCCGGUGCAGGCAGUACUCAAUUUGCAAGUUCCUGUGGAUCACUCUAAGGAAGUCAGUGAUUGCAAGCAUCUGAUUAAAACCUUGGUUAUGGGAAUGAAAACCAUAAUAUGGAGCAUCACCCAUGCGCAUUUGCCACGAUCACAGGUUUCGGCAUCCACCCAGGGAACCCCUCCUCAAGUUCUUGCCUCAGCAUCAACUUCUUCAUCAGUACCUCAGCCUUUUAAAGGAAUGAGAGAAGACGAGGUCUGGAAAGCUUCUGGUGUGCUUAAAAGUGGUGUUCAUUGCUUGGCAUUAUUCAAGGAGAAGGACGAAGAGAGAGACAUGAUCCACCUUUUUUCCCAGAUUUUGGCUAUUAUGGAACCACGAGAUUUGAUGGACAUGUUCUCCUUAUGCAUGCCUGAAUUGUUUGAGUGCAUGAUUUCUAACACACAGUUAGUCCACAUAUUUUCAACCCUAUUGCAAGCACCAAAAGUUUUCAGACCAUUUGCAGAUGUCCUGGUUAACUUCCUUGUAAGCAGCAAACUUGAUGUCCUUAAGCAUCCAGAUUCACCUGCAGCAAAGCUAGUUUUGCAUCUUUUUCGGUUUUUGUUUGGUGCUGUCGCAAAGGCUCCUUCAGAUUGUGAGCGCAUACUGCAACCUCAUGUGCAUGUUAUUAUGGAAACUUGCAUGAAAAAUGCAUCCGAGGUUGAAAAACCCAUUGGUUAUUUGCAACUCCUUCGUACAAUGUUCCGUGCCCUUGCAGGAGGAAAAUUUGAACUUCUAUUGCGUGACUUGAUUCCUAUGCUGCAACCCUGUUUGAAUAUGCUGUUGGCUUUGCUUGAGGGGCCUAAUGGUGAAGAUAUGCGGGAGCUUCUGCUGGAGCUUUGCUUGACCCUUCCUGCACGAUUAAGUUCACUGUUACCUCACCUUCCUCGCCUGAUGAAGCCUCUUGUUAUGUGUCUUAAAGGUAGUGAUGACCUAGUGAGUCUUGGUUUAAGAACACUUGAGUUUUGGAUUGAUAGUCUGAAUCCUGAUUUUUUGGAACCAAGCAUGGCAAAUGUCAUGUCCGAGGUGAUUUUGGCAUUAUGGUCUCAUUUGAGGCCUGCACCUUAUCCUUGGGGUGGGAAGUCUCUGCAGCUCCUUGGAAAGUUAGGUGGGCGUAAUAGGCGUUUUCUCAAAGAACCUCUUGCUCUUGAAUGCAAGGAAAAUCCUGAGCAUGGGCUUCGUGUGAUCCUUACAUUUGAACCGUCCACCCCAUUUUUGGUGCCUUUAGAUCGUUGUAUAAAUCUUGCGGUGGCUGCUGUCAUGCAAAGAAGUGUCAUUGUGGAUGCUUUCUACAGAAAACAAGCUCUGAAAUUUCUUCGUGUAUCCUUGUCCUCUCAGCUUAAUCUUCCUGGUAGUGCUACUGAUGAUAGAUUGACUUCUAGGAUGCUAUCGACCUUGUUAGUUUCCUCAGUUGAUCCAUCUUGGAGAAGAUCAGAGACAUCUGAUAUAAAGGCUGACCUGGGUGUCAAGACAAAGACUCAACUCCUUGCUGAAAGAUCUGUUUUUAAAAUUCUUCUUAUGACCAUUAUUGCGGCAAGUGCUGAAGCCGAUCUGCAUGAUUCCAAGGAUGAGUAUGUCAUCAGCAUCUGUCGACAUUUUGCCAUUGUAUUUCAUAUAGAAAGCUCUGCCGCCCAUGGUUCUCUUUCAGUUACUCCAGUUGGUGCCUCUGUGCUUUCAUCUAGCACCAGCAUUAGUGCAAAGUCAAGAUAUAGUACUUCUUCCAACCUGAAAGAGUUGGACCCUCUUAUAUUUUUGGAUGCUUUGGUGGAUGUCCUGGCGGAUGAAAAUAGACUGCAUGCCAAGGCAGCUUUAAAUGCACUAAAUGUGUUUGCUGAGACCCUUCUAUUCCUUGCUCGCUCGAAACAUUCAGAUGUGUUGAUGUCAAGAGGAGGUCCUGCCACACCUAUGAUUGUCUCUAGCCCAUCAAUGAGUCCUGUAUAUUCUCCACCUCCUAGUGUUCGUGUCCCUGUUUUUGAGCAGCUUCUGCCCCGUCUUCUGCAUUGUUGCUUUGGAUGUACAUGGCAAGCACAAAUGGGGGGAGUCAUGGGGCUUGGUGCUUUGGUUGGGAAAGUCACUGUUGAAACUUUGUGUGCUUUCCAAGUCCGUAUCGUGCGGGGACUUGUUUACGUCCUCAAGAGACUUCCUGUUUAUGCCACUAAAGAGCAAGACGAGACCAGCCAGGUGCUUACACAAGUUCUUCGUGUGGUGAAUAAUGUUGAUGAAGCAAAUAGUGAAGCGCGGAGGCAAAGCUUCCAAGGAGUUGUUGAAUACUUCGCAUCAGAGUUAUUUAAUCCUAAUGUGUCUAUUAAUGUGAGGAAGAUUGUGCAGUCUUGUUUAGCACUUUUGGCAAGCAGGACUGGUAGUGAGGUUUCUGAGUUGCUUGAACCCUUAUACCAACCUUUGCUUCAGCCUCUUAUACUACGUCCAUUACGGUCAAAGACUGUUGAUCAACAGGUGGGGACUGUUACAGCUUUGAACUUUUGCUUGGCCUUGAGACCUCCACUUCUAAAGUUGACUCAGGAGCUGAUCAAUUUCCUGCAAGAAGCAUUGCAAAUAGCUGAGGCUGAUGAAACAGUAUGGGUUAUGAAAUUUAUGAAUCCUAAGGUAGCAACCUCGUUAAACAAACUGCGCACAGCCUGCAUUGAAUUACUCUGCACUGCUAUGGCGUGGGCCGAUUUUAAAACCCAAAAUCAAUCUGAAUUGCGUUCAAAAAUUAUUUCAAUGUUCUUCAAGUCUCUGACAAGCAGAAAUUCAGAAAUUGUAGCUGUUGCAAAGGAAGGGUUGCGACAGGUCAUACAACAGCAAAGGAUGCCAAAAGAACUUCUACAAAGUAGUCUUAGACCUAUAUUGGUUAACUUGGCCCACACUAAAAAUCUCAGCAUGCCUCUUCUUCAAGGUUUGGCCCGCUUGCUUGAACUUCUGUCCAAUUGGUUUAAUGUGACCUUAGGUGGCAAGUUACUGGAGCAUCUUAGGAAAUGGUUGGAACCUGAAAAGCUAGCACAGUGCCAGAAAUCGUGGAAGGCUGGCGAGGAACCAAAAAUAGCUGCUGCUAUUAUCGAACUCUUCCACCUGCUUCCCUCUGCAGCUGGGAAGUUUCUGGAUGAGCUUGUGACGUUGACUAUAGAUUUGGAAGCAGCUCUUCCACCUGGGCAGUUUUACAGUGAGAUUAACAGUCCAUAUAGGCUGCCAUUGACCAAGUUCCUGAAUCGAUAUCCAACUGCUGCUGUUGAUUACUUUCUUGCUCGAUUAUGUCAACCUAAAUACUUCAGGCGGUUUAUGUACAUCAUAAGGUCAGAUGCUGGACAGCCUUUAAGAGAAGAACUUGCAAAAUCACCAGAAAAGAUAAUUGCAAGUGCCUUUCCCGAAUUUAUUACCAAAUCUGAUGCACCUGCUGGACAAGAAUCUUUGAGUCGGCCAAGCACUUCAACUGGUGAUGAAGGCCUUGCUACACCUCAAGCCGAGGCUUCUGUCCCUUCAGUUUCAACCAAUGUGGCACCUCAGGAUGCUUAUUUCCAGGGUCUUGCUUUGGUGAAAACUUUGGUCAAGUUGAUGCCUAACUGGUUACAGAACAAUCGUGUUGUCUUUGAUACGCUGGUAUUGAUGUGGAAGUCGCCAGCAAGAAUCUCCCGUCUGCAAAAUGAACAGGAAUUAAACUUAGUGCAGGUCAAAGAGAGCAAAUGGCUUGUCAAAUGCUUCCUGAAUUAUUUGCGACAUGAUAAAACUGAAAUCAAUGUUCUGUUUGAUAUCCUUUCCAUCUUCCUCUUUCGUACUCGUAUAGACUUUACCUUCUUGAAGGAGUUCUAUAUCAUUGAGGUUGCUGAAGGAUAUCCAUCCAACAUGAAGAGAACCCUGCUCCUGCAUUUUUUGAACCUUUUCCAAUCGAGACAACUUGGUCUUGAUCAUUUGGUGGUUGUAAUGCAAAUGCUUAUUCUUCCGAUGCUUGGUCAUGCAUUUCAGAAUGGUCAGACUUGGGAUGUAGUUGACUCUGCUAUAAUUAAGACUAUUGUUGACAAGCUUCUUGACCCUCCUGAAGAGGUCUCUGCUGAUUAUGAUGAGCCUUUGAGGAUAGAGCUUUUGCAACUCGCUACUCUCCUUCUCAAGUAUCUGCAGACGGACCUUGUUCAUCAUCGGAAGGAACUUAUAAAGUUUGGUUGGAAUCAUCUUAAACGGGAAGAUAGUGCUAGUAAACAGUGGGCAUUUGUUAAUGUCUGCCAUUUCUUGGAGGCUUAUCAAGCUCCAGAGAAAAUUAUACUUCAGGUAUUUGUCGCUCUCCUCAGGACUUGCCAGCCGGAGAAUAAAAUGUUGGUUAAGCAAGCGCUUGAUAUACUCAUGCCAGCACUUCCAAGAAGGUUACCGCUUGGUGAUUCCCGUAUGCCUAUCUGGAUACGUUACACCAAAAAGAUUCUUGUUGAGGAGGGUCAUUCUAUCCCUAAUCUCAUCCACAUUUUCCAGCUCAUAGUUCGCCAUUCAGAUCUAUUCUACAGUUGUAGAGCACAGUUUGUACCUCAGAUGGUGAACUCUCUGAGUCGCCUUGGAUUGCCAUAUAAUACUACAGCUGAAAAUAGACGACUUGCUAUUGAACUUGCUGGGUUGGUUGUAAACUGGGAACGACAAAGACAAAGUGAAAUGAAAAUAGUACCUGCUAAUGAUGGGACUGGUCAAAAUGCUGACGGACUGAGUCAUGCUUCUGCUGGUAGUGUUGAUCUUAAGCAUCCAACGGAUGGAUCUUCAUUCUCAGAAGAUCCUAGUAAGCGUGUGAAGGUUGAACCUGGUCUUCAAUCCCUGUGUGUUAUGUCGCCUGGUGGUGCUUCCUCAAUUCCUAAUAUUGAAAUUCCUGGAUCUGGUGGGCAACCAGAUGAAGAGUUUAAGCCAAAUGCAGCUAUGGAGGAAAUGAUUAUUAAUUUUCUUAUCAGAGUAGCAUUAGUAAUAGAGCCCAAAGAUAAGGAAGCAAGUUUGAUGUAUAAACAAGCUUUGGAUCUGUUAUCACAAGCCUUGGAGGUGUGGCCAAAUGCUAAUGUCAAAUUUAAUUAUUUGGAGAAGCUGCUCAGCAAUGCUCCACCUUCUCAGUCAAAGGACCCUGCCAUAGCACUAGUCCAGGGCCUAGAUGUGAUGAACACGGUUUUGGAGAAGCAACCUCAUCUGUUCAUCCGCAACAAUAUCAACCAGUUAUCUCAGAUUCUAGAACCGUGCUUCAAAUACAAAGUGCUUGAUGCUGGGAAGUCACUUUGCUCCCUCUUGAAAAUGGUUUCCCUUGCUUUUCCUCCUGAAGCAGCUAAUACAACACAAGAUGUGAAGAUGUUGUAUCAAAAGGUAGAAGAGUUUAUACAGAAGCACCUUGCUGCUGUUGCAGCUCCUCAGACUUCUGGAGAAGAUAAUUCAGGUAGCAUGGUCAGCUUUGUGCUUUAUGUAAUCAAAACCUUGGCAGAGGUGCACAAAAACUUUAUUGAACCAGCAAAUCUGGUCCGUCUUCUUCAGCGCCUGGCUCGAGACAUGGGGUCAUCCAUUGGAUCCCAUGUGAGGCAGGGUCAGAGAUCAGAUCCUGAUUCUGCUGUCACAUCUUCUCGUCAAGGUGCUGAUGUUGGUGUUGUCAUCACCAACCUGAAAUCUGUGUUGGGCCUUAUUAACGAAAGGGUCAUGGUCAUCCCAGAUUGUAAACGAUCUGUAACACAAAUACUCAACUCCCUGCUGUCUGAGAAGGGUACUGACCCUUCUGUGUUGCUUAGCAUAUUAGAUGUAAUAAAGGGAUGGAUUGAAGUGGACAUGACUAAACCUGGAGUUGCUAUUGCAUCUAGUACCUUUCUUUCUCCAAAAGAUGUUGUUUCUUUCCUCCAGAGGCUUUCACAAGUGGAUAAACAGAACUUCACCCCUAGUCCUGCAGAAGAGUGGGACAAAAAGUAUCUUGAGCUUCUCUAUGGUCUUUGUGCAGAUUCAAACAAGUAUGCUCUCUCUCUGCGUCAAGAAGUUUUCCAGAAGGUAGAGAGGCAAUAUUUACUUGGUUUACGGGCAAAAGAUCCUGAAGUGAGAAUGAGGUUUUUCUCUCUUUAUCAUGAAUCCCUUGGGAGAACACUGUUCACAAGAUUGCAGUACAUCAUCCAAAUACAGGACUGGGAGGCUUUGAGUGACGUAUUUUGGCUAAAGCAAGGGCUUGAUCUUCUUUUGGCUAUAUUGGUUGAGAAUAAGUCUAUAACGCUGGCUCCAAAUUCUGCCAAGGUGCCUCCACUUGUUGUGUCAGGUUCUGUUGGUGAUUCUACAGGGCCACAACCUAUGGUCUUGGAUGUUCCAGAAGGUUCGGAAGAGGCUCCUCUAACCUUUGAUAGUUUUGUGGCAAAACAUACACAAUUUUUGAAUGAAAUGAGCAAGCUCCAGGUUGCUGAUCUUGUCAUUCCACUGAGAGAACUGGCACACACAGAUGCAAACGUUGCAUAUCACCUCUGGGUUUUGGUGUUUCCUAUUGUAUGGGUGACUUUGCACAAGGAAGAACAGGUAGCCCUUGCAAAGCCAAUGAUAACUCUGUUAUCAAAGGACUAUCAUAAGAAGCAGGCAACCCAUCGGCCAAAUGUCGUGCAAGCUCUUCUGGAAGGACUUCAGCUAAGUCAUCCUCAGCCUAGAAUGCCUAGUGAAUUAAUCAAGUACAUUGGAAAGACUUACAAUGCGUGGCACAUUGCGCUAGCCCUGCUGGAAAGUCAUGUUAUGCUUUUUUUGAAUGAUACUAAAUGCUCGGAGUCUCUGGCUGAGCUUUACCGAUUACUCAAUGAAGAAGAUAUGAGGUGUGGAUUGUGGAAGAAAAGGUCAAUUACUGCUGAGACACGGGCUGGACUUUCACUGGUUCAGCAUGGCUAUUGGCAGCGGGCUCAAAGUCUCUUCUACCAGGCCAUGGUUAAAGCAACCCAAGGCACUUAUAACAAUACGGUACCAAAAGCUGAGAUGUGUCUUUGGGAGGAGCAGUGGCUAAGUUGUGCUGGCCAACUCAGUCAAUGGGAUGUGCUGGUUGACUUUGGGAAGAUGGUUGAGAAUUAUGAGAUAUUGCUUGAUAGUCUGUGGAAACAGCCUGAUUGGGCAUAUUUGAAAGACCAUGUUAUCCCUAAGGCUCAAGUGGAGGAGACACCAAAACUUCGUAUUAUUCAGGCAUAUUUUUCCCUCCAUGAGAAGAGUACAAAUGGUGUUGCAGAGGCUGAAAACAUUGUCGGAAAAGGUGUUGAUCUUGCUUUGGAACAGUGGUGGCAGUUACCUGAAAUGUCCAUUCAUGCCAGAAUUCCCCUUCUACAGCAAUUUCAACAACUUGUUGAAGUUCAAGAAUCAGCUAGGAUAAUUGUGGACAUUGCCAAUGGAAAUAAACUUUCUGGAAAUUCUGUUGUUGGGGCUCAUGGUGGCCUAUAUNAUGGUUUGAUGUGCUUUUCUUUCGUAUGUUUACAGGAAGCUUUUGUAAAAAUAAGAGAACAAGCAAAGGCUUAUCUAGAAAUGAAGGGAGAGCUGACUAGCGGCCUUAAUUUGAUAAACAGUACUAAUCUGGAGUAUUUUUCUGUUAAACACAAAGCUGAAAUCUUUCGCCUCAAGGGAGACUUUCUGUUGAAGCUUAAUGAUUGCGAAGGGGCUAAUCUUGCUUAUUCAAAUGCCAUCAGCCUUUUCAAGAAUCUGCCGAAGGGGUGGAUUAGUUGGGGAAACUAUUGUGACAUGGCUUAUAAGGAAACACACGAAGAGAUUUGGUUAGAGUAUGCUGUUAGCUGCUUUUUACAAGGCAUCAAAUUUGGUAUUCCUAAUUCCAGAAGCCACCUUGCACGGGUUCUAUAUCUUCUCAGUUUCGAUACUCCAAAUGAACCCGUAGGGAGGGCAUUUGAUAAGUACCUGGAACAGAUACCCCACUGGGUUUGGCUUUCUUGGAUUCCACAGUUAUUACUUUCCUUGCAGAGGACGGAAGCUCCACAUUGCAAGCUUGUUCUAUUAAAAGUUGCUACCGUCUAUCCACAGGCUUUGUAUUACUGGUUGCGAACAUAUUUGCUUGAGCGCCGUGAUGUUGCAAAUAAGUCUGAAUAUGGUAGAAUGGCAAUGGCACAGCAGAGAAUGCAGCAAAAUGUCGCUGGUGCCAGUGCAGCUGGAUCUAUGGGCCUUGUUGAUGGGAAUGCUAGAAUGGCUGGCCAGAGUGGGGGUUCAUCAGCUGUUGACAAUCAUAUUCCCCAGGGAGCUCAGUCCGGUGGAGGUGUUGGGUCACAUGAUGGCAGUAGUUCUCAAAUUCAGGAACCUGAAAGGCCAGACAGUAGUAUGCCCUCUGGUAAUGACCAGUCCUUACACCAGAGCUCAUCAGGCGGUGAUGGAGGUCAAGCUGCAUUGCGCCGUAAUAGUGCUCUGACUCUGGUUGCAUCUGCUGCCAGUGCUUUUGAUGCAGCCAAAGAUAUAAUGGAAACUUUACGCAGCAAACAUUCUAAUCUUGCCAGUGAACUUGAGAUCUUGCUCACAGAGAUUGGAUCCAGAUUCGUCACUUUACCAGAGGAGAGACUGUUGGCAGUUGUUAAUGCUCUACUUCACCGUUGCUACAAGUACCCUACUGCAACUACAGCUGAAGUUCCUCAGUCUCUGAAGAAGGAGCUUUCUGGUGUGUGUAGAGCAUGUUUCUCAGCAGAUGCAGUGAACAAACAUGUUGAAUUUGUAAGAGAAUACAAGCAGGAUUUUGAACGUGAUCUCGAUCCUGACAGUACUGCAACAUUUCCAGCAACUCUUUCUGAACUUACUGAAAGACUGAAGCAUUGGAAAAAUGUCCUGCAAAGCAACGUGGAGGACCGCUUUCCAGCUGUGCUGAAGUUGGAAGAUGAAAGUAGGGUGUUGAGAGAUUUUCAUGUUGUUGAUGUGGAGGUUCCAGGGCAAUAUUUUACCGAUCAGGAAGUUGCGCCCGAUCAUACUGUGAAGUUAGACAGGGUGGGAGCUGAUAUUCCAAUAGUGCGGAGACAUGGAAGC
Nicotiana tabacum (common tobacco) is the source of this 10744-nucleotide messenger RNA. The record is from RefSeq and is a predicted model, not a curated record. NCBI's taxonomy places the organism in Eukaryota, Viridiplantae, Streptophyta, Magnoliopsida, Solanales, Solanaceae.